AUGGCCGGAGAGGAUUUCACCGUCGACCCCAGGAUGAUGCACGUCCAGCCUCGCAUCCGCUACAACACCAUUGGCGGUAUCAACGGUCCCCUGGUCAUUCUGGACAAUGUCAAGUUCCCUAGAUUCAACGAGAUUGUCUCGCUCACCUUGCCCGAUGGCACCGAGAGAUCUGGUCAGGUCCUCGAAGCUCGCGGCAACCGUGCCGUCGUCCAGGUCUUCGAGGGAACUUCUGGUAUCGAUGUCAAGAAGGUGCGGCGAACCAAUCAACAAUCCAGGAUUCAAGCAGUCGUGCUGAUGUCUAGUAGNACCAAAGUCGAGUUCAGCGGCCACUCGCUCAAGCUCGGUGUGUCCGAGGACAUGCUGGGUCGUGUCUUCGACGGUUCCGGUCGCGCCAUCGACAAGGGCCCCAAGGUUCUGGCCGAGGACUACCUCGACAUUAACGGUCAACCCAUCAACCCCUACUCAAGAGAAUACCCCGAGGAGAUGAUCUCGACUGGUAUCUCGACCAUUGAUACCAUGAACUCGAUCGCCCGUGGUCAGAAGAUUCCCAUCUUCUCUGCCGCUGGUCUGCCCCACAACGAAAUCGCUGCCCAGAUUUGUAGACAGGCCAGUUUGGUCAAGCCCACUAAGGGUGUCCACGAUGACCACGAGGACAACUUCUCCAUCGUCUUCGGUGCCAUGGGUGUCAACUUGGAAACCAGUAGAUUCUUCACUCGCGAUUUCGAGGAGAACGGCAGUAUGGAGAGAGUUACCCUGUUCUUGAACUUGGCAAACGACCCUACGUACGUCCAUCUUAUCGUCUAUCUUCUGCACAGACUACUGACAUUCUACCAGNNUAUCGAACGUAUCAUCACUCCUCGUCUUGCCCUCACCACCGCCGAAUACUACGCCUACCAGCUCGAGAAGCACGUCUUGGUCAUUCUUACCGACCUUUCGUCUUACUGUGACGCUCUUCGUGAGGUUUCGGCCGCCAGAGAAGAAGUCCCUGGUCGUCGUGGUUACCCCGGUUACAUGUACACUGAUUUGUCCACCAUCUACGAGCGCGCUGGUCGUGUUGCUGGCAGAAACGGAUCCAUUACUCAGAUCCCCAUUUUGACCAUGCCCAACGAUGAUAUCACCCACCCUAUCCCCGAUUUGACUGGUUACAUUACCGAGGGUCAGAUCUUCAUUGACCGUCAGCUUUACAACAAGGGUAUCUACCCUCCGAUCAACGUGCUUCCUUCGCUCUCGCGUCUCAUGAAGUCUGCUAUUGGUGAGGGUAUGACCCGUAAGGAUCACUCGGAUGUUUCCAACCAGCUGUACGCCAAGUACGCCAUUGGUCGUGACGCAGCCGCCAUGAAGGCAGUUGUUGGUGAGGAGGCCUUGUCAAGCGAGGACAAGCUUUCGCUCGAAUUCCUGGACAAGUUUGAGAAGACUUUCAUCAACCAGGGUGCAUACGAGAAGCGCAGCAUUUUCGAGUCGCUCGACACUGCAUGGGAGUUGCUCCGCAUCUAUCCCAAGGAGCUUCUGAACCGUAUCCCCAAGAAGACCUUGGACGAGUGGUACACACGCCGUCCUUCAGACAAGACGGCCAACAAGGACACUCGCGACAACCAGGACAGACAACAAGAGAGCGAGAACCUGAUUGACGCAUAA
This is a messenger RNA of Aureobasidium musti, 1635 nucleotides long. The record is from the annotation of a GenBank genome assembly. Lineage: Eukaryota; Fungi; Ascomycota; Dothideomycetes; Dothideales; Saccotheciaceae.